Coregonus clupeaformis (lake whitefish) is the source of this 3728-nucleotide messenger RNA. Its product is annotated as excitatory amino acid transporter 1. Gene Ontology annotation, biological process: L-glutamate transmembrane transport. Lineage: Eukaryota; Metazoa; Chordata; Actinopteri; Salmoniformes; Salmonidae. The coding region runs from base 430 to 2115 and encodes 561 amino acids. The record is from RefSeq and is a predicted model, not a curated record. Gene Ontology annotation, molecular function: glutamate:sodium symporter activity; neutral L-amino acid transmembrane transporter activity; L-glutamate transmembrane transporter activity. The transcript is spliced from 12 exons. Gene Ontology annotation, cellular component: plasma membrane.
ACUCUGCUCUUGUGUUAGAGCUCUGCGGAUUCGGUUGGGCAGCAGGUGUCUUUUCUUCGCGCCAGAAGAAUCCUUAACCUCUUCCCUCCCACGCAGACCUCUGAUCGAUAUCGAGGCGUUUUUCUAUCGCGCGCCAGAGGGCUGGAGAAAAAGCGCUUAUGCUCAUGUAGUAAAUUAAAAUUAACUGUAGAUGUGAAUGUCUUAUACUGUACUUCAUGCGAGUGGAAAGCAAGCAAGGAAAGAAUGCACCAUACCGUGUGAGGACCGUCUUGAGAGAAGAGUGAAGGACCAUCAGUUGAAGACGUUCCACCUGGACCAGAGAAACUCUCCGUGACUGUAGGCUAUCUUAAUCCGUGAAGACAAGACAGGAAGCAUCAGAAACAGGUUUCCCACGAAACCUGCCUGCUGGAUCAGGUGCUGGAGCUGAUUAUGAAUGAGAAGCCCCCCAACACUACCAGCCUUUUCCUGAACGAGGACGCCGACAAGCCCCCCCUCCCCAAACGAGGCCUCUGGCGGCGGCUACGUAGGGCCAUGCAGAAGAAAGCGGCCUGCACCAAGGACAGAAUGAGCACCAUCACUAAGGACAGCGUCAAGGGCUUCCUGAGACGCAACCUCUUUGUCCUCCUCACCAUCGCAGCAGUGGCUCUGGGUGUCAUGCUGGGUUUCGCCCUGCGGCCCCACAACCUGACCCUCAGGGAGAUCAAGUACUUUGCCUUCCCUGGAGAGCUGCUGAUGAGGAUGCUGCAGAUGCUGGUUCUGCCUCUCAUCAUCUCCAGCCUAGUCACAGGUAUUUCCUCUCUGGACAGCAAAGCGUCUGGGAAGAUGGGAAUGCGGGCUGUGGUUUAUUACAUGGUGACCACCCUCAUCGCUGUCUUCAUUGGCAUCAUCAUUGUGAUUGUCAUCAAACCAGGGAAAGGCCAUAGGGACAGCCCAGUGGCCUCUAGCGGUACCAUAGAGCCGGUACAAGCAGCUGAUGCUUUCCUGGAUCUCAUCAGGAACAUGUUCCCUCCUAAUUUGGUGGAAGCCUGUUUCAAGCAGUACAAAACGGUCUACAAGAAGACCAUCCACACGAAGAACGUGACUGUUGCCCUCAGUCUGACUGACUCCCUCAACACUACAGAGGCUGCCUUGGCUGUUAACAUGAGCAGAGUGCUGCAGACCAUCCAGGAGACAGUGGUAGAGAUGAUCCCAGUGUCUGGUUCCUCUAAUGGGGUGAACGCCCUGGGUCUGGUGGUGUUCUCCAUGUGCUUCGGCCUGGUCAUCGGCAGCAUGAAGCAGCAAGGACAGGCUCUCAGGGACUUCUUCGACUGCCUCAAUGAAGCCAUCAUGCGCCUGGUGGCCAUCAUCAUCUGGUACGCUCCAGUGGGCAUCCUGUUCCUGAUAGCAGGUAAGAUCGUGGAGAUGAAGAAUCUGGCCGAGGUGGGAGGUCAGCUGGGGAUGUACACGGUGUCUGUCAUCGUGGGUCUGCUCAUCCACGGCUUGUUUGUCCUGCCCCUGCUCUACUUCCUGGUUACCAGGAAGAACCCCUACACCUUCAUCGCUGGCCUGCUGCAGGCCCUCAUCACAGCACUGGGAACAUCCUCUAGCUCUGCCACCCUGCCCAUCACCUUCCGCUGUCUGGAGGAGAACAACCGUGUGGACAAGAGAGUGACACGCUUCAUCCUGCCCGUGGGUGCCACCAUCAACAUGGAUGGCACUGCCCUCUACGAAGCCGUGGCAGCCAUCUUCAUCGCCCAGGUCAACGACAUGGAACUCAACUUUGGCCAGAUCCUCACCAUCAGUAUCACAGCAACAGCUGCCAGCAUCGGCGCAGCAGGCAUCCCACAGGCUGGUCUGGUUACCAUGGUGAUCGUAUUGACAUCGGUGGGACUGCCCACAGAGGACAUAACGCUGAUCAUCGCUGUGGAUUGGUUCCUGGAUCGCCUGAGGACCACUACCAACGUGCUGGGGGACUCUCUCGGGGCAGGCAUCGUGGAGCACCUGUCUCGCCAGGAGUUGCAGAGCCAGGAUGUUGAGAUUGGAAACUCAGUGAUUGAAGAGAAUGAGAAGCCCUACCGGCUCAUCUGCCAGGAAAACGACUCAGUGAAGCACCGCAACAGUGAGACCCCCAUGUAGGGGUCAGGACAGUCUGAAAACAACCACUAGCCCAUACUGUACAUCUUCAGCAAUAUGGGGAAAGCUAUUGGAUACCUAAUCGGAGCCUUCACCAUAUUGAUAACACCUAUCUGGUUAACUUCAGAUCUACAAACACUGUAGGGAUAGUGGCUAGAGAUUGUUUUGACACUGUCAACCAUAUCACCAACUCUUUUGGUAAUUUCAGUCCAAAUCAGAGAUGCAUCUCAAUUGUCUAGAGGACACUGAUGUGAAAGAACUGGACAGGGGAAAUCACAUUUCUCGUAGAUAUCUAGCUACUAUAUUGCUUUCACUUAUUUUAUGUGUUCAUAUCAGUAGAGACCACUUUAGACUGUUAUGUACUCUGUAUCGGUUUGAUUUUCAUGAACAAGAAAGUAAAUGCCAUUCAAUGGCCUUUUUAAAUCUGUGAAUAGAUGGAAAAUCCAUUAGCUGGUUCUCUUGCAUGGCUUGAUUUGUAUUUUAUUGUUUUUUAUUUUGCCACUUUUAGUUGGUGGUUGUUGUUUUUAAUGUGAAUCUACCUCUAAAAUUCAAGUGUACAUUAUGCUUUCUCUUAAGUAAUUUCAUUUUCUGCCCCAAACAUUACCAAGAGGUCAUUUUAUACCAUAUUAUUCAUGCUACCAACUUUGAUAAGCAGUUUUUCUACAGUUUCAAAAACAAAUAUUGAAUUUAUGAUGUAAUGUACUGUAGUUUGCUUGAUCUUUGUCAAUUGAAUCAAUAUGAAUGUAUACAGUAUAUAUUUGUACCGAUAUCUGUAAUCAUGUUUUACACUUGGGUGAUUUAUAUGUUACUUAUUGAGCUAAAUUGGGGUUAGAUUUUUUUUUUUUUUCAAAACAAUAUUUGUAACAAAGAUGUAUUUUCAGUGUUAACUAGUGUUUCUUAACUGAACAUAUUUUGGUACUAGUCACUUAAGUCUGAAGUAUGUGAAAGUAUUACUGUAUGCUUGCUCUGAAUAUUGAUAUUAUUGGGGCUGUUGUAUGUUUCUGUGCAUAGUAAAGAUGGACAAAUAUGGACAAAAGGAUGUUACAUAGCCUACUGAAUUACAUUAUAUGUUUUCCCCCCCCAAUGUUACUAUGGUUUGAUAUUUUAGGCCUUGAGUCCAGCCCUUUUUGUUUGAGUGUUGUGUUUUCAGACAAUGCGAGGAUGAAUAUCCAUUUGGUCCAUUUGUAGAAUAUGAGGGAGAUCUUCAUAUAUUUCUUGACUCACAACUAAAAUGCUCACCAGAAAUAUUCCCUUUCCUUGAUGCUGUAAUCUUACAUGGCCAUUUCAGUUCAACAUCCGGUGCUUUAUCGAUGAAAGCAAUAUUGCCAGUUGUGGUAGUGGUACAUUUAUGAUGAUGGCUUUUCUCUUUAAUUUGACUGUUGAAAAAAGUUGAAAAAUGUUAUGAUGCCUUAAACAUAAUUUGAAAGCAAUUAAGUUGAAUGUUAAGUGGAAAAGGUUUUGAAAGUAUAUAGGCCUACUGUGUACGUAGUUAAGUUUUUAAAACAAUCUAUUUUGAAUGUGGUUGAGCACAUAUUGUUUUAAUUUGUGCCUAUUGUUUUAUAUAUUAAAUAGUUGAUUAAAGUUUUUGUGAGAUGGCUCAAAUUUGCAUUUCUUUU